AUGGAAGCCGCCAAAGCCGCCGUGAAUAAAUUCACCUCGAAUCGGGGCCAUCACACUACCGUGGAUGAAACAGUCAACCCCGUCGUCACACGGGAGACCGUCAAGCCUGUUCGACAUGAGGAAGCUCAACAGGCUAUUGACCGUGAAGUCCACCAACACCAUUACCACACCACUGUCCAGCCCCUUGAACACAGGGAGCAGCUUCCAGAGAAGCACACACAUAAUGUCCUUCCAACUGAACACCGAGAAUUCCACCAUGAGAAUGAAGGACACGUCAAACAGAAGAUAGAGGCCGAACUCGGCCACUUCAAGGACACCAAGAGGGUCGAAAAUGUGCGUGAGACACGAUCAGCCGCCCCUGCCGUCACUGGCGAGCAUGUCCACCAUCACGUCCAUGAGACUGUGGUGCCGGUUGUCCACAAAGAGACCAUUCAGCCCGAGGUUGUCCACACCACCAUCCCAGUUCAUGAGACACAUCACGCUGCGAGUGAGCAUCAUGGUCUCUCUGCUCUGCCUACGAAGACUCUUGAGGAGUUUACGCAAUCUGGCGGAGUUCUUCGCGGUGGAAGACAUGAGACCCACGAAGAAUAUGAUGGUCCCCCGCGUCCUUACAACGAGAAGUUGCAAACCGACCUGCACCAGCUUGGUCUGCAUGAGACUGGUAAGACUACUGGUCACACCGGUGGUCUCACUACCGGUGGAAGUACCUCUACUUCAAACUCUCACCGGACUGCCGAUUCUGGUGUUGGCGGGCUCAAUGAAGGUCGUCGCGGUGAAUAUGUCAACGACACCGGCAGCAAACAUAGUUCCGGCCUUAACAGCGGUGUCGAAGGAGGUACCAAGACUAAGCCGAGCUUGUUGGAUCGUCUGAACCCUCGCAAGGACGCUGACGGUGAUGGUAAAGCUGGCCUUGGUGAUUAG
Messenger RNA from Capronia coronata CBS 617.96, 921 nucleotides. RefSeq lists its product as uncharacterized. NCBI's taxonomy places the organism in Eukaryota, Fungi, Ascomycota, Eurotiomycetes, Chaetothyriales, Herpotrichiellaceae. The record is from RefSeq and is a predicted model, not a curated record. The transcript is spliced from 2 exons. Bases 1 to 921 code for a protein of 306 amino acids.